AUGCAGGAAAAGAAAGAAGUUUAUGAUAUUUUAGAAAAGUAUUCCAAUAAAGCAACUUUGAUAGAAAGGGCUGAAGAGAUAGUCAAUAAUUUAACUUACAUAGAUAAUUCACUUAAUGAUUUUGUUAAUCUUAAUGAAGUGCAAUUAGAUAAUUUUAUUAAUAAUAUCACAAACGCUAGUUUAAAAGUGACUAAUGAUAAACACUAA
Funneliformis caledonium is the source of this 207-nucleotide messenger RNA. The record is from the annotation of a GenBank genome assembly. Lineage: Eukaryota; Fungi; Glomeromycota; Glomeromycetes; Glomerales; Glomeraceae.